This is a messenger RNA of Grammomys surdaster, 1769 nucleotides long. RefSeq names its product cathepsin K (gene Ctsk). Gene Ontology annotation, molecular function: cysteine-type endopeptidase activity. NCBI's taxonomy places the organism in Eukaryota, Metazoa, Chordata, Mammalia, Rodentia, Muridae. The transcript has 8 exons. Gene Ontology annotation, cellular component: lysosome. Gene Ontology annotation, biological process: immune response. The record is from RefSeq and is a predicted model, not a curated record. The coding region runs from base 329 to 1318 and encodes 329 amino acids.
CCCCACCAAAGCCUCAACUGAAUAGUGUGCUGUCUUAUUAUUGCCCCCAAAGACAGUCAGAUGAAACUAAACACUUAGCAGCUAUCCACACUGGUGUAUGAUAACUGCACACACACACAAACAUUGUGCACAUGUGUGUCCGUCCUCCCUAACUCCCUUCCCCCUUUUCAUCCUAUCCCUGACUCCCUCCCUUAUCCAAAUUUUCCAGCCACUGCUGGAGUCUACUUCCGCAAUCCUUACAGAAUAAAUCUAGCACUCCUAGUCUUCCGCUCACAGUAGCUACACUUCCUGUCUGAAAAGAGCCAAACAACAGAUUCUCAACAGCAGGAUGUGGGUGUUAAAGUUUCUGCUGCUACCCAUGGUGAGCUUUGCUCUAUACCCGGAGGAAAUGCUGGACACCCAGUGGGAGCUAUGGAAGAAGACCCACAGGAAGCAGUAUAACAGCAAGGUGGAUGAAAUUUCUCGGCGUUUAAUUUGGGAAAAAAACCUGAAGCAAAUCUCCAUCCAUAAUCUUGAGGCCUCUCUUGGUGUCCAUACAUAUGAACUGGCCAUGAAUCACUUGGGAGACAUGACCAGCGAAGAAGUGAUUCAGAAGAUGACUGGACUCCGAGUACCACCCUCACGUUCCUACAGUAAUGACACUCUGUAUACUCCAGAGUGGGAAGGCAGAGUCCCAGACUCUGUCGACUAUCGAAAAAAAGGAUAUGUUACUCCAGUCAAAAACCAGGGCCAGUGUGGUUCCUGUUGGGCUUUCAGCUCUGCGGGUGCCCUGGAGGGCCAACUCAAGAAGAAAACUGGUAAACUCUUAGCUCUGAGUCCCCAGAAUCUUGUGGACUGUGUGUCUGAGAAUUACGGUUGUGGAGGUGGCUAUAUGACCACUGCCUUCCAAUACGUGCAGCAAAAUGGAGGUAUUGACUCUGAAGACGCUUACCCGUAUGUGGGGCAGGAUGAAAGUUGUAUGUAUAAUGCUACAGCAAAGGCAGCUAAAUGCAGAGGGUACAAAGAGAUUCCUGUGGGGAGCGAGAAAGCCCUGAAGAGAGCGGUGGCUCGGGUAGGGCCCAUCUCUGUGUCCAUCGAUGCAAGCUUGACAUCCUUCCAGUUUUACAGCAGAGGUGUGUACUAUGAUGAAAAUUGCGACCGUGAUAAUGUGAACCACGCAAUGUUGGUGGUGGGCUAUGGUACCCAGAAGGGAAGCAAGCACUGGAUAAUUAAGAACAGCUGGGGAGAAAGCUGGGGAAACAAGGGAUAUGUUCUCUUGGCUCGGAAUAAGAACAACGCCUGUGGCAUUACCAACCUGGCCAGCUUCCCCAAGAUGUGAUUUGAGCCAGCCAGCCCGACUGUUUUCCCACUCCUUCCUCGAUGGUGCAAGACAGUGAUGGCUUUGGAAGGGAAUGGGUGUGGUACUCCUGAAAUGGACGCAUGGAUACUAAGAUUGUUUCAUUUCCCUCUCAUUGGUGCUUCCGGUGACACCUCUACUUCCCUUCUCUCUACCCAGGGCCCUUUUCUUUGUGGACACAACAGGGCACUUUCUGAGAGUUGUGGACACUGUGCUGAUAGAUGUUGUGGUCCUCCAGCAGGCUGGAGGACUAAGGUGACCUUCCCAAGCCCCUGUCUUCUAUAUAUGCCAGUGCACAUUUCAGUCUUGUGCUGAGAUGCACAAAUCUAUUCAUGAUUCUUUGACAAAUUUACAUGAUAUAAAAAUGCAUGUUUCCUUCUUUGCAUUUGAAAUAAAGUAAAUUUGAAAUUUAAUAAAGACUGCAUUCACAUUA